ACGGCGGACGAGCAAGCAGGGUGGUGCCGGGAGCGGCGGGCGGCUGGGAGAGCCUAGUGGACAGUGCGCUGUUGGAUCCUCUGUGCCCCCCACGCCCCUGAACUGCAUCCGGACCGCUGCAUCAGCCAACACUCGCUCUCGCGACCUCUGGCCACAGCUAUGACUUCCCUGGUUGGCGUGACGCUGUUAGCGCUGCUGGCCCUACCUCUGGCCCAAGCGCUGGACUGCCACGUCUGCGCCUACAACGGCGAGAACUGCUUCAACCCCAUGCACUGUCCGUCCAUGGUCUCCUACUGCAUGACCACGCGCACCUCCCACGGUCUGCAGUGUUACCAGUGCAGAGGCUUUGGAGGAUGCAUGCGAAAGUCCAGCUGCCACUCACGCAGCACCCACUGCGUCUCUGUGGGCACCAGGCCCCUUAAUAGCCCCGUGGACCUGCCUCUGGUCAGCAAGUUCUGUUCUAUUGGCUGCCCUGACAUCCACACGCUGAGGCCCCGCGCAUCCCUCUCGUGCUGCCAGGCCAGCCUCUGCAACAUGGACUGAGGCCACCCAGUGCCCCACCUGCAAGGUCUGCAUCUCCUGCCACCCUGAGACCCCUCCCAGCCAGGCCUGAGGGGCCCCGUCCUCCUGGGCACCGCCGUCCAGCACAGCCCCUUUCCUGGGAAGUCCUGCAAGAAGUCUCGCCUAAAUCCACGGCAGACCCA
Molecule: messenger RNA, 704 nt
Organism: Echinops telfairi (small Madagascar hedgehog)
Lineage: Eukaryota; Metazoa; Chordata; Mammalia; Afrosoricida; Tenrecidae
Product: secreted Ly-6/uPAR domain-containing protein 2
Exons: 5
Coding region: 160-543 (127 amino acids)
Molecular function (GO): acetylcholine receptor inhibitor activity
Source: RefSeq, a predicted model, not a curated record